Messenger RNA from Capsicum annuum, 3430 nucleotides. RefSeq names its product KIN14B-interacting protein At4g14310. NCBI's taxonomy places the organism in Eukaryota, Viridiplantae, Streptophyta, Magnoliopsida, Solanales, Solanaceae. The transcript is spliced from 3 exons. Bases 256 to 3264 code for a protein of 1002 amino acids. The record is from RefSeq and is a predicted model, not a curated record. Gene Ontology annotation, molecular function: protein binding.
AGUGAUAAGUAGCAGAGUUACUGUAACAAAUGUCCAAAAAAAAUCAUAUCAAAGUAAAAUCCAAACUUACCCAGACACCAAACGCUCAAAUUUGAAUUUUGGAUCUCAAAUUUUUUUGAAAAUACAUCUCAUUUUCCCGCUCAAUCUUUUUCCUUCAAACAAAUACAUCAAAACAAACCUUAAUUAAAACAUUCACAAAACCUUAAAAAACUAAAAAAAAAACACCCAAAAAAAGCAAAAUUUGUUACAACCAAGAUGUCGACGGCAGCUUCCGUUCGACGGCUAAAAGACCGCGGCGGCGCCGGAGUCAAAAUCACCGUGCCGCAGCCGUCCACCACCAGAUCGUCAACCCCACUUUCCACCAAAUCCGCCGCCGCCGUCGAAAGUCUCCGUCGAUCCACCGGCAAAGAAAAUCCAAGACCAAGCUCCCGUGUGCGUGCAGCAACGGCGUCGAUUAAUCAAAAACCGACGAUUCGCGCCAUGCCGAGAAUCGACAAAGCGGCGACAGCAGUAGACGGCGGCGAGUCACGUGCGGAGCCACGUGCCAGGUGGUCAAGUUCGUCGGUACCAAGAGGUAGGAGUUCUAGUCCAUCGGAGUUUACUAAGACUUUAUCGGAUAUUCGAAAAACAUCUAGGGUUUCAGGGAGUUCUAGGGUUGUGAACGAGAAAAUGAGUGAAAAUGGUAAAAGGGUAUUGAAGGAAAUGGAGAAAAGUGGUGAAAUUUCGGGGAAAUUUGAUCGAAAAGUUUCUAAAUUUUGUGAUAAAGAAGAGGUUAACUCAAGCUCAAUUUCAAGAAAAUCAAGUGUGGUUAGUUCAUAUGUGAAGAAUACUGCUUUAGAGGAGCUAAAGUUGAAAUCUUUGGCCGAUAAAAGCAGGUGUAUUGUUGAUUCUAAUGUGAAAAAUCGCGGUUUGGAGGAAGUAAAGUUGAAGUCUUUGGUUGAGAAAAGUGGGAAUGUUGAUCAGUCUCAUGUGAAAAAUUGCGGUUUAGAGGAGCUAAAGUUGAAAUCUUUGGUUGAGAGAAGUGGGGGUGUUGUUGAGUCCUAUGUGAAAAAUCGCGGUUUAGAGGAAGUAAAGUUGAGAUCUUUGGCUGAGAAAAGUGGGAAAGAUCUAAGAUUGUUGACAAAAUCAAGUAGUUUUUCUGGAGCAUCGAAGGAGAAAUGUGAAAAUGAGCAAGGGAAGGUUGGUUUGAGUGUUAAUAAGUAUCCGAGUAAGUUGCAUGAGAAGCUUGCGUUUUUGGAAGGGAAAGUGAAGAGGAUUGCAACGGAUAUUAAGAGGACUAAGGAGAUGUUGGAUAUGAAUAAUCCUGAUUCGUCGAAGUUGAUCAUUUCGGAUAUUCAAGAGAAGAUAUCCGGGAUUGAGAAAGCGAUGGGUAAAGUAGUUGAUGGUGAUGGAAAAGUAGGUUUGUUGAGUAGCAGUGAAAAUGAGAGUGUGAAUGCUGAUGUGAAGAUAUCCGGGAUUGAGAAGGCAAUGUGUAAUAUAGUUGUGAGUAGCAGUAGAAAUGACGACAUGAAUAUUGAUGAGAAGGAGGAAGCAAAACCAGCGGAUGUUGGAAAAAUUUCUGUGAAGGGAUUAAAUGUAGAGGAAUUAGAGGCGAGGCUGUUCCCUCAUCAUAAAUUGCUUAGAGAGAGGACAUCUCUGAAGACAUUACUGGGCUGUACCAAUAACGAGGAACUUGAAUCUGCUGAAAUAAUCAGUGAAGUGAAGCCCGAGAAGAAAUCUGUUAAUCCUAUUGAUGAAAAUCCUAUUGCCGUGGAGUUCUUGGCUUCUCUUAGUAAGGAGCAAUCUAAUGUUACUACUAGGUGUGAGCAUGCUGGUUUACAGAUUUCCAAUGUUCAAGAUGUGGAUGAUGCAGCAGCUUCGGAAAAUCAAAGCUCUUCUUCGAAACUGGUCAAAGGAAAAGAAAGCGUUGAACAUCUUCUGGCAAGUGAUGAGAGACUUGAAAGUUUUGAUGCUCAAGAGAAUAAACCAGAAAUGCUCAUGGAGGAAGAGACGGAAGAUAGUUCUAUAUGCGAGCUCAAUGAGAUUGGCCGUAAGACCUCUACUGGAGGGUGGUUUGUAUCUGAGGGAGAAUCUGUUCUCCUUACGCACGAUGACAGUUCUUGUUCCUUCUACGAUAUCGUGCACUGUGAGGAGAAAGCCGAGUACAAACCUCCUGUAGGAGUCUCAUCAAAUAUGUGGAGAGAUUGUUGGAUAGUUCGUGCUCCUGGUGUAGAUGGUUCCGCAGGGAGAUAUGUGGUGGCAGCAUCUGCUGGAAAUUCCAUGGAUUCAGGUUUUUGCUCUUGGGACUUCUACUCCAAAGAUGUACGAGCCUUUCAUGUCGAUGAUGGAUUUAGUAAUACAAGAACAGCCCUUGCUCCAUUACCCAAUAACCCAAUGUAUAGAAGAAAUGCUCUAUCAUCAAUUAUGUCACCUCAAAAUCAGCAAUGGUGGUACAAACCUUGUGGACCACUCAUCGUAUCAGGUGCUAGUUGCCAAAGGAUGGUCAGAACUUAUGAUAUCCGUGAUGGAGAGCAGGUCCUGAAAUGGGACUUACAAAGACCAAUGUUGUCUAUGGAUUACUCAAGUCCUUUGCAAUGGCGAAGCAGAGGAAAAGUAGUGAUAGCUGAGUCAGAGGGUCUUUCUUUAUGGGAUGUUAAUUCCAUAAGCCCUCAAGCACUGCUUUCUGUAUCAUCCUCUAGUCGGCAAAUUUCUGCACUACAUGUAAAUAACACAGAUGCUGAGCUCGGGGGAGGAGUUAGACAGAGAGUUAGUUCCUCUGAAGCAGAAGGAAAUGAUGGUGUGUUUUGCACUUCUGAUUCCAUCAACGUUUUAGAUUUCCGUCACCCUUCUGGUAUAGGUCUAAAAAUACCCAAGAUUGGUGCAAACGUUCAGUCAGUUUUCGCCCGUGGUGAUUCUUUAUAUCUUGGCUGCACUACCGUGAAAUCCGCUGUGAAAAGACAGGUCACCUCCCAAAUCCAGCAGUUCUCGUUGCGCAAGCAGAGGCUUUGCAACACCUAUGUACUGCCAGAAUCAAAUGCUCACUCCCAUUACAUGGCUUUAACACAAGUGUGGGGAAACUCAAACCUUGUUAUGGGAGUUUGUGGAUUGGGACUAUUUGUUUUCGACACGAAUAAGGAUGAUGCAUUGUUGGAUCAGAACAAUGGGCAGAAUUUGAGAGAAGCAAUUGGACCAGAUGAUUUGUAUUCACCUUCUUUUGAUUAUUUGUCAUCUAGAGUUCUUAUCAUAUCGAGAGAUCGACCAGCUAUGUGGAGGUAUAUGUUUUAAGGUUUAGGUAUCUUAGGUAUAGUUGCAAAUGUAUUUUCCAACUUAUUAUGCUUGAUGAUGAUGCCUUUCUAGUUUUUGAGGGCUUUGGUGUGUGCUCAUUUUUCAUGUGGAUUAACUAUAUAAGAUUUUCCCUUAAUAGCAAUGAAGUAUUGCUAGUUUAUGACUA